Molecule: messenger RNA, 1089 nt
Organism: Magallana angulata
Lineage: Eukaryota; Metazoa; Mollusca; Bivalvia; Ostreida; Ostreidae
Exons: 5
Coding region: 52-831 (259 amino acids)
Source: RefSeq, a predicted model, not a curated record
ACCUCUCUCUCUGAUUUCUCUGACAAGAACAACAACGAAAACAACAACGAGAUGAAGGUCUUACUCCUGGUGGCCCUUUGUUGUGUGAUGGUCCUGGUGUCAGGCCAGGGUAGGGGAAGACCAAAGUUCUCGCAGCAAGGAAAUGGUCAGAACCGAAGACCUGCCUCUGCUCAAAAUGGGCAAAGAGGCAGAGGUAAAUGGCAACGUCGCAGUGGUGGAAAAGACUGGUCGGAUAUAAUUAAGGCAUCUUGGAACACGUCCCUGCCCGGUGACAUUGUCAUCAACGAAAGAGGGUUCGCCUCCGACAACAACCAGGUCGGAUUUUUAAUGUCCAAGGAUACUGAACUGACCAGUGCAGGCUAUAAUCAGAGUUUUGCAAUGAUCGACUUUGGAGCGGGUAAGGAAGCAAUUCGUGUGGAACUUCGGGAUCCAGAAGCUUCCAAUCAAAGUGCCGACCGAAGAAGCCGGGAAUUCUGGGCCCGUAAGAAGCAUAUCUGCUUCCUAAUGGACGCUCCCCUCACUUUUACGGAUUUCUCUGAAGCAAUUCAGCUUCGUUCGUCUUUCUCAUGGGCGGGACCUAUUCCAACUGGAAACGUGAAGACUUUUGUCGCCCGACAGGCCAACAGAUUGGCGGACCUAGGAACUAACGGGGUGAUAGAUCGCCUCUGUGGUAAAGCUGCGGCCCGCGGGCUGGCAUUCUCCAUUGUUGCGGAUUCAUCAGUGACAGAACCGAUGGAGAAGAUCAAGGUUACGGGUCAUAUUGACCCCCUGCAACCUUUGACCUCUGUUCCUUACGAGAUCAAGGUUGAGGCCGGCAUACUUGCUUCGUAACUUGGUGAACCCUACUGUGUCUCAGAAAUCUCCAUUUACGUGUUCCCUACUGUGACAUUCGUGCGUGAAUUUAACGUAUGUAAUAAUGUCUUCUGUUGCAAUAUCAUAGAAGUUGUACACUUUCCAUAUCUAUUUCAGUGGCAUUUUUUAUAACUUACAUUUAAAACUUACUUUAGAGAGCAACUGUUUAUUUUUAAAACAUUACUUAUGUGCGUUUUCUAUUGUUUUUUUUUUUAUAAAAUACAUGAAAAUAUCAUA